Molecule: messenger RNA, 1010 nt
Organism: Darwinula stevensoni
Lineage: Eukaryota; Metazoa; Arthropoda; Ostracoda; Podocopida; Darwinulidae
Source: the annotation of a GenBank genome assembly
CUCUGGAUGUUCUGAAAAAAUUUGGGAGUCCAGAGGACUUCUACAAAUUUGCCGGUCCCUUGAUGCGUGGGGUUCCAGGUGCCUUUGUGGAUCUCCUCGUCCACCAACAGAAUCGCGUGUCUCCAUCGCGUCUCCUGCCGUCUCUUCUUCUUCCAGAGGCAUUUAACAUGGAACAUGCCCGAGAGGUGGUGAGGUACCUGGAGCAUUGCAUCUUCGUCCUGGACUCACACGAGACAGCCGUCCACAACUACCUCCUCUAUCUCUAUUCCAGCCUCUAUCCUGAGAAGCUUCUUACAUAUCUGGAAAAUCAAGGAGACAGCAUUCUGGAGGUGAACUUCGAUCCACGAUAUGCCCUGACGGUCUGCCAGGAAGCAGGACACGACCAGGCGUGCGUGCGGCUCUAUUCCAUCCAGGGCCUGCACGAGGAGGCGGUGGAUCUCGCACUCAAGACGGACAUCGACCUGGCAAAAUCUAUGGCCAAUAAGCCCAAGGAGAAUGAGAGUAUGUGCAAGAAGCUCUGGCUCAAGAUCGCCAAGCAUGUGGUCCAGGAGGAGAAGGACAUCGGAAGGGCGAUGGAGGUCCUCCAAGAAUCGGGUCUCAUCAAGAUCGAGGACAUCCUCCCGUUCUUCCCCGACUUCGUGACCAUCGACCAGUUCAAGGAUGCCAUCUGUGCCUCCCUGGAGGACUACAAUCGACACAUGCACGAACUCCAGGAGGAGAUGGAGGAGGCCACCGGCAGCACCGAACGCAUUCGCAAGGAGAUCUCCAAGCUUAAGAAUAAGCCUUUUGUGAUCAAAGGGAACGAGAAGUGCGAGAACUGCGGGGUGCCGGCCAUGAUGAGAGCCUUUUACGCCUUCCCCUGUUCCCACUUCUUUCACCAAGACUGCCUCGUGGACCAGGUCCUCCCUCACCUCCACGGUCCCUCCAAGUCCAAGGUGGAAGACCUCCAGGUAAAUUCCAUCGUCCCGUUCCCCACUUCCGUCCCGGACGGCUGCACGAAGCCGUCGUCU